GACAUAAUAUUUUCAGCUUGGCAAGUUUGUAUCGUAACUUCUUAAGUAUUCAUACAGAAAAUGUAACGAGUUAUAGAAAAAAAAAAAAAUAAUAAAAAAAUAAUAUGAAAAAUAGUGUUGUUUUCGUAUAAAAUUACUCUCUUAUAAAAAUAUGAAAAAAUAAUGAACUGUCAUCAAAUAUUAAGCGGGGCUUGCAAUGCAGGAGAUCGUUGUUUCGCCAUUGGCUCAGUAGAAGGGAUCCCAUUUACUGCUUAUGCAGCUGGCUGCAAUAUCGUUAUAUUGGCGAGCACUUUUGAACGCGUACAGAUUAUACCAGGUGCUAUUCACGGUUAUGUAAAGAUAUCGGCCCUUGAUUGCAGCACGGACACUGGAAAAAUUGCAGCGGCUUAUGAAAAUAAAAUAUGUAUAUUUGAACCAACGCCAGUAUUACAAGCUGAAAAGCAUUGCACUCAUUUCCUAGAUUAUAGAUGGGUACAAACGGGAUCUUUCACGAGUCAUUCUAUUGUUAUAACGCUAUCGUGGAAUUUAGAAGGUACACGUCUACUUACAGGGGGAUCCACAAUCCAAUUAUGGAAAGAAAAACCUAGUCAAUAUCCCAAUCCAGAAAAUGGGGUUAAAUUUGUUAUUGGAGGAGAUAAGGAGAACAAAAACUCUGCUACCGAAUCUGCUGAAGAUGGAGUUUCUUGGGAAAAUAUUUGGUCGUGUCAAACAGCCAUACCAAUUUAUCAUAUGGCUUUCAGUCCAGACGGUACAUUAUUUGCGACAUGUGGUAGAAACGAUAGGCUCGUGAAAAUUUGGUACGAAAAUAAACAAAUUCUGUUUCCAUCGAAAAAUCCAAACCUAAAUGCUUUGAAAGAAGAUGAGCUAAAUUUCACUUACGUGUAUAUUGCUCACCCUCGAGCUGUCUCUAAUAUAAUUUGGCGAAAGACGAGCAAGUAUAUGCCAAAGGGAUCCGUUUCAAACAUGUUAGUGACUUCGUGCCUGGAUAAUAUAUGCCGCGUCUGGAUUGAGACAAUUUUACCUGAUGAUGGAUUAGUGAAUAUGACACAAUUUGAUCCAUUAGCUUCACAAAAUCCAAAGUUUAGAACUCAUCGCCACAAACAUAGGUUUAUGCAAAGAUUGAAACAUAUGAAAACAUGUUUUCAUAUUCGAAGGCAUGUAAAAACGAACGCUGGAGUUAAUACACCACUGCAUAGUGCUUUGAUAAAUGAUUAUCAUGCGCCUAUUCCAUCCUUACCGUCAUCGUGUAGCGUACAUGAUUUUCAUUCUUAUGGCUUUCAUGGAACCGGCAUUUCUCAAGGUCUGCAUUUUCAUUUGGCUGCGUCCAUAAAUGCUGAAACAGAUAUUCCGUUAGUACCUUCUAUGAAAUCAACUUCAGAUCCAACAAACCAAAGUAAUUUUAUUCUGCAUUGGUUAAAUAAUAAAGAAAUGGAUUUUACACUUCAAGCUGAAGCUAUAUUGCAAGAGUUAACAAAAAAAGUAAUUGAUGAAGAAAAUGGAAGCAAUUCCGCACAUAAUUCGUCCGAUCAUAACGAUUCCGGUGCGGAUUAUAAUGCAUCUAAGAAAAAGUAUAUGCGGACAGCGUCUAAGUCAGUGUCUAUAGAUGACAGUAGUUUCGGAGUUGACGAAAGCAAAUUUUCUAAUUGCCAAGUUCCGGUUAGUGGAUUGCAAAAUAUUAACUCUAUGUCAAAUACUACGUCUCUUAAUUCAUUAAAUAAUGAGCACCAUUCAGGCGCCAAUCAAUUGAAUGAUUCUCUGGAUAUUAAGAUAGACUGUCUAUUACGAGAUUGGCAUCAAAGUCCGGAUUUAUUGUUUGCGAUACAUCCGGUAGAUGGCAGUUUUUUAAUUUGGGUAGUCGAGUGGCUGGAUGACUAUUAUCCAGGGUCGUUUCGACAAGCACAGGUUUCAUUUUCAACCAGAAUACCUUCCGCAUUUCCUUUGGGAGAUUCCAUGUCUAUGUCGACAAUGGUCAGCUUGUAUAAUACCGGUACUCAUCCGUUAGCAUUCCGUGAAAUCGCAAAUCAUGUUAAAAGUCGAAAUCUCGAAAAUUCUGAGGAUGACGAAAUGUCUUUGAAAGAAGAAUCAAAUCAAUCUGAAACAAACGACGAAGACGAAGACGCAGAGGCAAAUGAUGAAAACAAAUCAGCUGCUGAACAAGGUAACAAUGAAAACAGCCAAGAUGUUUCCGAUUGCAGUAUUUCAACGUGUAUAUCGCCUACCGUGUCAAUGGUUACAAAACACUCAAACGGUACGCUUAACCUAUGGCAACUAUCGUUUGCAUAUAAGACAAAAUUUACCCAAGUUCUUAGUAUUGGGCACGUAAGUCGAGUAUCAGGCCAUCGGUUUCGAGUAAACGAUAUAACCUGUCAUCCGGUAUUACCACUUCUUGUAUCAACAUCGCAUCAUAAUUUGUCAGAAUCUGAUAAUAAAUUCACGGAGGCAUCGAACAUGAGUGAUAAUGUUUUUGCGACAUCUGGUUUCUGUUCAGAACUAAUUUUAUGGAGAGUUGAUUCAGUUGGCCCAUUAUGCCAUUCGGGAGGUGUGAGCGAACUUGCGCGCAUAAAUUCUCCAGAAAUUUCCGCAUUUAGUAAUGUCGCAUGGAUACCAACCCUACUGCCAAGCACUACUUUAGGCAGCUAUAGCAAUUCUCCGUCGGCCUGUUUCGUUGCUAGUGAUGGAGAAAAUUUGCGGGUGUAUCAAGCUGUAAUUGAUGCUCGAACACUUUUAGCAGAAAUCUCCUCGUCCGAGACAUUGACGAAAUUACAAAAAUCAAAUUCAGCCUCAUCGCUUUAUUCUAAUACAUCUUCGACUGCAAAGGCCCUGAAAUCGUCUCUGCAUGAUAAACUGAAAGUUGUUUCGCAACAAUCGACCGCGCGUCCUGGAUGCAUUAUACAACUUGAUGCCAUAUCAAAUGCUCAACACGAUUGGCAAAACACGCAAUUUUUGCAUGUAUUUCAGGCUCAGUUAAUAACUGGCAGUGUAUCUAAAAAUGAUCCCGACAAAGCUCAAAAGAUUAAUAUGCAACCCGAUCUGGAUGCUAUUGUUGAUCUGCAGCAAAAUGUUGAAUUCGAAGAACCAUUUUAUAUAGUGAUUAUUGAAAAGACUGUCAAAGGGAGCACGAUUCACAUGUGGCAAAUUGUGAUAUCGUCAAAGCAGCAAGCAACCUUUUUAUCGGAGACGGCAAUGUAUGUUCCAGAUAGCCAUUUAACGCAAGAUUUAGAAGAUGCUGAUGCUGGCCCUCGUCGAAUGUCUGAGAUUCAUUCUGAAUUUGAAUCUGCAUACAUUGGUGGCUCCACAGAGGCGCCCCAUAUAUCAAUAGUAACCGAAAAAGUUUGCACGCAGGAACUGCCGUUACCUGAAGGUGUCGACGUAAUUCAUGCUUCGCCUGCAGCUGGCCAUUUAAGUUCAUCAUCUAUAUAUCCAGCAUGUUAUGCUCCUUAUAUUAUAGUUACGGCUUGUACCGAUUCGAUAUCAAGAUUUUGGAAAUGUGAACCCAGUAAACAAAAUCCCGUUUCGGAUCAUCUUAAUGAAUAUAAAUGGACAGAAUGGAAAAUGUUUAGCAGAAAGCAAAAUUCAGCUAUAGAAAUCUCUGGCCAACCAUUAAAUAUAAGCGCCGCUUAUUCAGGUCGUAUAGCGUGUGCGUAUAAAUACGGAAAAAGUUUUACUAGACCAAAUAAAGGCGGGGAUCCCGAAUCACGAUAUAUUAAUUUAUGCGUUGCAAUAUACGAAUGUGAAAGUACAGGAGGAAGUGAAUGGGUCCUGGAGGAUACAAUACAUUUGAAAAAUAUUCAUUUGCCACGUAUAAACAUCGAUCAUGGCAUUGAUAUGAGUUACUUGCAUGAUAAUCGAAUUCUUCAGAAGAAACAGCGAUUGAAUCAAGUUUUGCAAACAUUUACUACGCACGAGGAAGCCAGAAUGCCGCGAAGUGGUGAAUCUUCACCUGAGCAUAAUACUAAAAAUCCGACAGGACUUUUGGCAGUUCCAAGUUUCAGUACCCUACAGUCGUUAAGGAAAAGUAUAGCAGAAAACGGGAAUACUUGUCCCUUAACGCAGAAACACUUGGUACAACUCGACUGGGUUUCUAAAGAAGACGGCUCUCAUAUAUUAACGGUAGCAGUUGGAAGCAAAAUACUAUUAUAUACAGCAGUAUCAUCCGAUAUAGCUCAAGCUAAUAUUAAGGCAAUGAAAGAAUCGCGAUCAAAUAAUCGGCCGAUUUUACGUAAAGCAAGCUCUUUAGCUCAGCCGCAUUUUAAUGAUGAAAUACGUUGGAUGAAAUUACGCCAAAUUGAUCUUCAAACGGCAGAUGGACUGCCGCCGUUACCAAUGCAAAUUUCUUGGGUACGCGAUGGUAUUCUAGUGGUAGCAAUGGACUCAGAAAUGCACGUAUAUUCGCAAUGGAAGCCGCGAUAUCCGCAACAGCAUUGCGUCGAGGAUCUCUUCGAUGGUAGAAAUUUACGUGAUGAAGAUUUAAGAUCGAUUGCCAAUGAAUCAUCGAAAAUUCGAAUGAAGAGCGUGGCUUCGCUGCCUCUUAUGACCAAAGUUAAUACGGCUACUUCGCAAUUGCUUUCAAGCGAGAAGAAGAAGAAAUAUUGCAACUCAUAUACGGGAAAUAUUCAUAGUGGAUCCGAUGGAAUAAACGAUGAUUAUAUGACCGAUUUUGGUCUAUUUCAAGCAUCGCGUAUAGCGUGUCCUGUCUUACCGCAAUAUCAUCCGAAACAACUUAUGGAAUUGUUAAACAGUGGCAAAAUACAAUGGGUUAAAGCUAUUCUGGCACACUUGGUGCGCUGUUUAAGCAGUCCAAGCUUGGGUGGUUUCCAAGAAAGUGACGACUCGACCAUCAGGCAGAGAUCAUGGUCAAGAUCAAGAACGCUAUCUAUUAGUUAUCCUAACGACUCUAAUGUGCAAACUGAACACCGUGGGUCCACGACACAGAUUCCGGAAGAACUUAUGCUGGAUUACGCUGAAAUAACGUCAAUUCCUCCGCUACCUCUUUGGGUCCUAUUGAAUGCUGAUAAGGAAACCUCAACUCAGGGCAAUAAUAAUUCGGAUGACAUAAAAGAUUAUAACGAGUUAUUUGAAAUGAAUGCAAAAGAGGAUAAUUUAGAUGAACUGCUUCAUAAUGAAGGUGAUGUUAAACGUCCUGACAGACGUCAGUCUUUACCAGAGAAGCAAAGUAUUUCACAUUUUGGUCCCCGGCAGGGGCAAACACUUUCAAGACUGCUAACACAUACCCAUUUGCCGGGCUUAUCCUCGCUUGAUCAGAUGCAUCUGCUUGCGUUAGCCGACACAGUUUCAACAUGUAAUACAGACAUUUCCGAAAAGUUUACAUCUGAAGCGGGCAAAGUUUCCGGUAAUAAGGAAUCUACCGGUAAUUCUUUAACGGAUUCCCUAGAUUAUUGCGGUUUACGUUUUCUUUUGGCUAUGAAGCAUUAUACUUAUCUUUUGCGAUGUUUACCGUUAAACCAGAGAUCGAUGUUCCAGAAGCAUGGUAUCGGUACAGCGAAUGUGGUUUGGGCAUUUCAUUCAGAGAGCGAAGAAGAGCUUAUUAAUUUAAUACCGUCUUAUCAGAAGGGUGAUGUUAAAUGGUCAACCCUAAAAGAUCUUGGCGUUGGCUAUUGGCUACGUAACAUUAAUAUGCUGCGCAAAUGCGUGGAAAGACUUGCAAAAAGCGCUUAUCAAAUGAAACAAGAUCCACUUGAUGCAGCUCUUUACUAUUUAGCAAUGAAAAAGAAAUCAAUUGUUUGGGGUCUUUAUCGAUCGAAACGUGACGAGAAAAUGACGCAAUUUUUCGCAAACAAUUUUUCUGAAGAUAGAUGGCGUAAAGCAGCUCUUAAGAAUGCAUUUGUCUUACUUGGCAAGCAACGUUUCGAACAUGCCGUCUCAUUUUUUUUGCUCGCGAACUCUCUUAACGAUGCAAUUGAGGUCUGCAUAAAUAAAUUAGAGGACUUUCAGUUAGCUCUUAUCAUAGCACGUCUCUAUGAGGGCGAUUUAGAUGUAAAUGCAAAUUCAGUAUACAGAAAACUUUUGUGCCAACAUAUCUUGGGCAGUGAGAGCGAACAAAUUAAAUUUGAAAUAAGCAAAGCGCAUCCAGAUCCCUUUUUACGUUCAAUGGCAUAUUGGAUAUUAAAAAAAUAUCAAGAUAGCUUAAACACAUUGCUUUUAAACGGAGUUGGCCAAAAUCAUGUCGCUUACAAGGAAGACGACAUAUUUAAACAGGAAACUCAUGCAACUAAUCCAAAUGUUUUUAACUUCUACAUUUACCUUCGGACACAUCCGCUACUUGUCAGGCAAAGCCUUGCUAUAUCAGCUCAAGAGAAGAAAAUAUCGCAUGUGCUGUCAGGAUUUACUUAUGCUGGCGACGGUGCAGCCUUAAAUGUGAAUGAUAAGCAACUACUAUUAGAAGAUUCAAUUACCUCUAUAGAGAGGCAGCUGUAUUUUACAACUGCACAUGGUCACUUUAAGGCAGGAUGCCCGGCUUUAGCUUUAGAGGUGCUUAAUAAACUGCCUACAAAAAUAUUAGAUCCGAAUGAUAGCAAUCACGAAGAGGCGCGCGAAGAAUAUCAAACUAAGAAUGAACUUAUCAAAACUGGUAUUAUCGAAUGGGAUAUAUCAUCGAGUAAUACGGUAGCUGCCGCCAACUCUGUAGACUUUGAUUGGGGUGCACCUGUAACAUCAAAGAAAAAAGUUGAUGAUGGAUUUAAAAUUGAAUGGGAUUCGGACGGAGCUGACGAUGAAUUUGAUAACGAAGAUAUAGAAAGCAACAAUGUAAAAGACAAUAAUGAUAAAAUGUCAAAGAAACAAAAUGCUAAAAAUACCGAUAAUGGUUUAAAGCAUCAACAAGAUGGUAAAACCAUUAAUAUCGAUAUUAUGGCGCAGCAGCUUAAAUUUGUGGCUUGUCUUAAAAUUUUAAUGGAAGAGCUUUCAACUUUAGCUACAGGUUUUGAAGUAGAUGGUGGCCAUUUGCGUUAUCAACUUUAUAUUUGGCUUGAAAAAGAGGUCGACGCUUUGAAACAUUUAUGCAACUAUUGCUACUCUGAUUCCAAUGCAGAGUAUACCAGCGAUACUCAGGCUAAUAAGGAAAUCGAGAUGUCGAAUUCUGGUUAUGUCAUUUCUGAAAAGCCGACUUUGCAUGAAAUAUUAAUGCAUGAAAAACAGGAUUUUGAAGCAAAAGUGAUGAGGGCAGCUAAACGAAAGAGGUGGCUUAAAGCAAAUGAAACAUUGUUGAGGACAUUGUUAAGUUACUGUUCUUUGCAUGGAGCUAGCGGCGGAGGAUUGGCUUCAGUAAGGAUGGAGCUAGUACUUUUGCUUCAGGAACUGCAACAGGAGAAAACUCAGCAACAAUUGUUAAGUCCUUUACCAUUUCCAACAACAUUGCCUUUGUUAAGCGCAUGUGUAGCGGGAAAUAAGACUGUAAUUGCUGAUCCAAUUAAGUAUUUGCAAUCGCAAACUGUUGACAUGCUACAAAGCAUAAUUAAGUUUUCACCGUUCGCCGAACUAGAGUUUAAUUCAUUUUGCGAAAUAUUUAUCUUGCGAGACUUGGCCGUAGCGCUUUCAUCGUGCAUUUAUCAAUCGCUUUGCGAUUCAGAGAGCUUUGUGGUAAGCAAUGUCUCACAAAGCGGCUUUCAAAGUCCCGGUAUAGAGAAUAUUGCAAAGCUAAAUUCGUCGUUCGAGUGCUCCCAUUUAAUCGGUAACACGAAUAUUUACAAUAGAAGGAGAAUGUUAUUUACCGAAGAACCAACGACAAUUUGUACAUCCCCUUCAAAAUGGCCUGGUGUGGCCAAUUUAAGAGCACUUUUAGCACGAGAAAAGGACGAAGACAUUCCAAAGUUAAAUGUAUUGUUAUUAGAAAGUUUUAUUGCAACAUAUAUAUCGUUAGCUGCGUACGCAUUAAUAACUUGUGAUAGCCGUAUAUUGUAUAGGUUGGUGGCUCAAAACUUUUCGGUCGAAGCUUGGUCCUGUAUUUUUGGUGGCGGGAUGAAAAAAUUGCUAAGAAAUCCUACAUCUGAAAAUAAAGGAGUACCUAUAAAGGAAGCUACUGAAGACACUUCAGAGGAUAAUAAUGUUUGGAAUACUGUCACUUCGAUAACGAAACAACGAGUAAAGCUUAAUAUGAAAAUUCUGGGUAAUUUUGGCAAUAGUACCACUUCAAUCCAUAUGAAGGAAGACAAACCAACAUACCGUGAACAAUUUGUACCGCCAGAGAUGUCUAUGUUAUCCAAUUUUUUAACGAAACCAAAAAAUAUAGAUUAUGAUGAUUAUGAUACCGAUGAUGCUUUCGAGUCUGAGUCAGAGGAUAACGAAGAGGACGAAACUGGAUUCGAUUUAAAUGUAAAGAAAACAGUUCAUAAAGAGAACGUUGAGCAUUCUAAUCCAACGUCAUUUUCAUGGUCUAUACUUCGAUUAGCUUCAAUUAAAAUGUUUGCUAAAAAUGUUCAGGAUUUUAUAAGUGUUUCUGGUAUUGAAAUACAAGAUUUGCCUGUCCUGAGUCCUCUUGCCCACGAAGUUUUACGAACUUUAAACAGAUGGCAGGACAUUGCAUUGAAGGUUUUGACCGCAAAAGGUCCGCCAACCGAAGAUUAUAUUCCAGGUUGCUUUAUUAAUAGCGGUAUUCCUGCUCUAGGCAUUCACAAGUACAGAUCUCUUUUAAAUAAAGACAAUACUCCGUUUAUAACGGGCUCGUCAGCUGGUCCAGUACGUCGCUUAUGGAAUUAUCUUGUUCGCCAAGAAUCUGCACAAGAUGUCUUCGUUAAGGUAAUAUUUGGAAAGAAAACGGACACCAAUUCUAAAAACGAAGAUGCCUACGAUGGAGCAAACACAGAUGAAAAUCAUACAACUAACGAGCAAUGUAAUGAACAUAUUCGUAUAAUUCAUAAGGAUCACGAGUCAAUUUUAGCGUUUUGCUUGAAUAAUAGUGCUUCUACGAAGAUCGCUUUUGCGAAUCCAAGAGAAAUUCAAGAACUCGAUAUAUCACUUCUAUUAGAAUCGCCAAAUUGGUAUGAAGAUGAAUGCGACUACGAUAUGCUUAAUAUAACAAAAGAGAACGAGUCAACGUCAAAUUCAGGAUUUUUAUUAAUACAAAAUGCGGAACAGUCGCAACAUGGAUCAUCCUCACCAACAGAAUCGAAUUUUAAUUACUACAUGAAUUCUAUGCAGUCUGGGCGUGGAACUGACUUUAUUUUAAAGCAUAAAAUUGACAGCGUGAAACGAAUGAGCUCACAUCCUUUAAUGCCUUUGUAUUUAACUGGGGGGCAGGACGGAUCAGUUCAAAUUUGGGAAUGGGGUCACCAACAAGUAGUAUGUUCUCCACGGCCAUCCGGUACUUUCGCGAAAGUAACCAGAUGUAGAUUUUCACAACAAGGUAACAAAUUCGGAAUUGGCGAUGGCGAUGGAAAUUUAAGCUUAUGGCAAGCAGCCAUUGCUUCGCAAAGCAACAGAUCAUUUUUUACCUACCAAUGUCAUAAUAAAACUCUAUCAGACUUUGCUUUUCUGGGCUCGUGCAGUUUGUUAGCUACAGCUGGCCAAAGCUCAGAAAAUAAAAAUAUUGUUAUAUGGGAUACACUAUUACCACAGAAGAAAUCCUGUGUCACAGGCUUCUCGUGUCAUGAACAAGGUGCUGCUUGUUUCGCUUUCGCUCCACAACAUCAGUUGCUAAUAUCUUGCGGAAAAAAGGGCGAUGUGUGUAUACUAGAUAUAAGACAAAGAAUAAUAAAACAUCGCUUCCAGGCCCACGAUAAUGCAAUUAAAUGUAUUGGACUUGAUCCGCAUGAAGAAUUUUUUGCAACAGGAUCCUUGGAAGGUGACAUAAAGAUUUGGAGUUUAAAUCAUUAUUCUUUAAUUACUACGUAUGCUGGAGAACAUGCAAAAAAUAGCUUCUUUAAGCACAUUGGACAAGGAGUUAGUCAAAUACAUAUAGAUUCAUUCGGUCGCUUAUUUUCUUGUGGAUCAGAUGGUUGCUUGAAAGUUCGCCAGCUUUUUGAAAAAGACGCAAUUGUUUCUUCAACGUAUUAGUAAGAGGUUACUUGGUUAUUACAUAAUUUUGAUCGUUAGCUAAUUACGUAUUUAAUUGUAUUAUCUAUAAAUUGUAAAAGCUAUCCUAAAUAAAGGCUUCUGUUAAAACAAA
Molecule: messenger RNA, 10120 nt
Organism: Glossina fuscipes
Lineage: Eukaryota; Metazoa; Arthropoda; Insecta; Diptera; Glossinidae
Gene: Rbcn-3A
Product: dmX-like protein 2
Exons: 22
Coding region: 163-10008 (3281 amino acids)
Biological process (GO): vacuolar acidification
Cellular component (GO): RAVE complex
Molecular function (GO): protein binding
Source: RefSeq, a predicted model, not a curated record